ACAGCGGACCUGAGUGAGAGCAGUGUGUGUGUUGGAGAGGCAGAGGGAGCAACAUCACCGCCGCGCGUGGAGCCUUUGAGCAUCACAGACAUUCACCGCAACGAUAAAACUGAAAUAACGCGACAACACUCGAAAGAUUUAUUUCGUAAACGCGUGCUCUCGCCGGGUUUAUACGCUUUCUUUGUGUUCUCUUUUUUUCUACUGGAGGGAAACGGCGAGCGAGGCUUCACUGCGGCUAAUCAAUUUUCCUCUUCCAGACCUGGGAAUUACAAUGAAAAAUGUAGGUGACACAUUUCCUCUCACAGACCAAGAGUCACAGUAGCGAGGACGGCGAAGAAGAAAGCAGGGGGGAAAAUGGUGACGGGUGCCGCAUCUAUAGGAUCAGCAUCCUCUGUGGAGCCCCUGCGUAAAAGACAAACAGUGUGAAAACUGAUGAACAAGUGGAUGUGAACCUGUGAGAGAAAGAAACAACUUGAAGAAGAACAGGAAGGAGCCACUUUGGAUCACAACAGGACCGUCCUCCUGCACCACAUGGAGAAUGUUUAGGGGCUGCUCAGCUGCUUUCAAAGCUGAGGCUCCUCUCUAACUGUUCCUGCUUCCCUUUCCACUAUUUUUACUUUCUUGUUAUCGUUUGGAUUUAAGGCUACAGACCUUGCCCCUUCUCGUCCGCUGUUUGUUCUAAGCAAGACCAAAACCAGGUGCCAAACUGACUGUGUCACGAGAAGAAGCAAAAAAUCUACGAAACUAACCACCAUAAGAAUUUUAGUAAUUCAGCUUUGAAAACCUGAUUUAGUAAAUAGAGUGCAGCUUUAUUUCUUUCCCAAUCAACAAAAACAUUACAACACCCUAGAUCCCAUUUAAGUCAUAUUUAAUCUCAACAAAUUCAUCUCAGCACAUUUUAACAAACUUUAUAUCCAUUGUCUUCUGUCAGUGUUUGCAUAGCUGCUGCUCUUAAUGCUGAAACUGAGAGACGAUGAUCAGUGCAUUAUUGGUUCAAAGUGCUUUAUAAACAGAUUCUCUGGCUUGUAGUUGUGUGUUGCAGAAGAAGCGCGUGGUACGCAGUGAUAACUCUGCUCUGACGUCGUCUGAACACUUUAAGGCUUCGGCAGGAUGGCGUUUGACUGACGGGCAACACAAGCCUCCUCUAACCUGAUAAAUACAGGCUCCGCUGCUGCCGCCGCUGCUGCUGCUAUCUCAAAGGCUCGGAGAUAUACCGUCAUCUCAGUCCGUGCUGUGAAACACUGUUGACACUUUGCCUAUCUCCUUCUUCCAGUUGCUUAUAAGAGAGAGGCCUCUCGCUCUUUUUCGUUUUCUGUUUCUUCCACACGUGGCGCUCGAUUACACUGAACAACCUGAAAGCCCCCCCUUUAUCUAAUCCCAGUGACCUCUUCAGCUUUUUUGCAUUCUUCCUUUUAUUCUACUAAACAAACAUGCAAUUUAAAACCUGUCACUGUAUUAACAUUUAUUGGUGAAGUUUGUAAGAACAUAACCUAAAGCCAUACUGAACACCAGCCAUACAAAUUGUCAUGUACAAUACACCUCACAAUGUUUAAGAUCCCUCCAACAAAGUGAUCUUUAAACACAUCAGUGCACAUUCAGGGAGUCAAUGAGGAAACUGUUCUUGAGAAGAAUCUUAAAAUUUCAUAUGUUUGGAUUAAAGAACAGCUUUGUGAGGUUUUUUUUUUUUCUACCCGUGUCUUAGGAUUGAACUAAAUCUGUGAGCCGGUGGCCUGCGGUGUCAAGCGUGGCAGUGAUCGCGAGUUCCCGUUGUUGCCCCCGUGUCCCUCUGCGUUGACGGAUGAAUCCGGACAUUUUCAUGUCUGUUCUGUGGGCAGAACCUCGCUGCCCUGCUAGAACCGGGCCCAAGCCCUCCUUCGUUCUCUUCUGUUGGGCCAAGCUAAAUUCAGAGCAAAGACACUCACACAAGAGUAUCGAACGCACAUAGAUCCUCACGUUUUGUUUUUUUUUGUUUUUUUUUCCCCCUCUGUGAUUUUCGUCAGCAGUUUCCUACUCUUGAACACUCUGUUGUGAAUGCCUUGACAUGCUCAUUUAUUGGACUGUCCACCAGUAGUUGCUGGAAGGACUUUGAUGCUGCUUAAUGUUGAUUUUGCAGCUUUAUUAGUCAAACUCACUGUCCGCAACUUCUAAAUCCACUGUUCUACUGUACUUUAAACCAAAAUCUCAAGCAUAUUGACCUUUACCAAUUCUCUUCCUCUAAAUCUUUUGAAGGGAAGAGUUUGUUUAUUGGCAAACUGUGAACAUGAUGUAAAGAAAAACAAAUUUAAGUCACAGCUUGUGCCAAAUUCAGACUUCCUCUCAGCUUUGCCACUAAACAAAGUGGAGAUCCCUGAAGCUGCCAGCACUGUUGUUUACACACACGAGACACACACUGCUCGGAUAUUUGAUUUGAUUUAAAAAAAAAAGAAGCAUUUUUCCAUGUAUGAUUUUACAUAACGGUUAUCCACGCAGGACAAGUGCCAAACUCUGAACAAGAAAACACCCAACAUCUGUUAAAGCUCAACAAGUGGAAAAAAUAAAGUUUACAUACAACGCUAAAUGUUUACAGACUACAUUUUCCAUUGCAGUUUCUUAUGUGAAUCGUAACUUUCGUGCCAUAAACAACUCCCAAGAAAACUUGUCAGUAGGAGAAAUAAGAGACUCUUUUGUGGAUGAGUUAUUAUAAUUAAAGAGUUUACAGUUUUCUCAUUUUGUUUACAGAAAAUGUAAAAAAAUUACUGCCUAUUUUAAAGAUUUUGGCCAACAGACUGUAAAAUUGUCAACCGACAGACCAAAAUUAAAUAUCCAACACCUGCUGCCAUAAAACAGACCACAUUAUUCUAUAUUUAUAAUCAGUUAAAGUUUUCAUUUAAAUCGAUUAUUUCAGAACUACAGCCAUUUCACAGGCAGUUCGUAUAAGGCCUAAAAACUCUGAAAGACCUCAAUGUUUACAAAAGCUGCUUAACUGAAGGAUUUGUACACAGGAAGAAAUGUUUACACUAAGCUGAAAGAGUGACAUGCCAAACACAUUCAUGAUACAUCGCUUGAACUGAGUGAAACUCCAGGAGAGACCCUUUGCUUCUGUGCAGUGUGUGCAGAACCAAAAAGGAUCAGACUUUUCAUACGAAAAGGUUUUUAUAAGUCAGGAAGCCGCCAUCUUUGACGAGGACGCUGACAAUUCACAGUAAGAGCUGUGUAUGUGACUUUUUUUUAACAACGGCUCAAGAACUUUGUGAUAAAAUGAUGAAACGUACAACUUUAAGAGGGAUGUUUUGCUUGUCCCUCCUGCUUUUCUCCUGCCUCGCUGUCUCCACGGUUACCAUCACCACGGAGCGACGUGCUGUUGACAGCGAUGUCAGGAUUCUGACCGGCGGCAGUAGCUCCGCUGCAGCCGAUAAAAGGAGCACCACCUUGUUCCUCCUGACUGGCUACAAGCCACCACUGCCGCCGCUGAAGGCCGGGGCCAAAGUGGCGCCAAAAACAGCUGAGGUGGAGGAUGGAGACGAUCCACCAGUUAUGGCCGAGCUCCCUCCAAAGCCCCUCCCUCAGACCAUGUUGCCAAGGAAUGUGACAGCUGACGCCCUGAAGCCUCCGCUCGGUGCGGCCCAGGUGGCUCCACCACCCAGACAGCUGGUGGAUGUGGACGUGUGCAGGGGUUACUUCGACGUGAUGGGGCACUUUGACAGCACGUUCAACUGCUCCAAGGGCAGCUACAUCUACUGCUGCGGAACCUGCCACUACCGGUUCUGCUGCGAACACCAGAGGAACCGACUGGACCAGAACUCCUGCCACAACUACAACACCCCCGUCUGGGCUGAGCCGCAGGCCCCCAUCACUGUGCCCCCGGGGAACAAGCCUGACCCAGACUUCGAGACGCUCCAGCAGCACAACAGCAGUACGGCCUAUGUGAUCGGAGGUGUGAUCUCCUUCACACUGGUGGUGGCUGUGGGUGUCAGGAUCGCCUUCAGCAAGGUGGCGCGUCGACCCCGCAACAGGGACAUCAACAUGCCCAGAUCACUGGUGGAUAUCUUACGUCACCAGUCGAGCCCGGUGCAGCAGGGAGAGAGGAACAACACCACAGUGUUGACGACCACCACCUCAGAUGGACGAACAUCCAAAACCCUCUACACCCCCAUCCUGCAGAGCAAAGACAACCGCACUGGGAACUUGCCCCACCAUUUUAACCAGCAGGGGUCUGCCUCCAGCCCCAAACACUCUGCUACCAUCGAGCGUGGACCACGUAUGAACAACACCUCCCAGCUCCCCUCUGGACCCACCCUGCUCUCAGGUAGCAGUAAAGGUCCUGGUGGCGGUGGCAUCAGUGGCAGCAGCAUCAUCGGUGGAGGCAUGAGACACAACAGCAGCCACCCGUCCUUCUCCCACUCCUUCCACAACCUCGCCCAGCUGCCGCCAUCCUAUGAGGCAGCCAUGAAACCUGAGCUCAACCGCUACAGCUCCCUAAAGAGGCUGGAGAAAGAACUUGACGAGUACUCCAGCUACUACAACUCCAAACGUCGCUCCACCAACGCCCCGCCCUCCUUCCACUCCUCGCAGCACUACCUGCCCUUUGGAGGCGAGUACACGCUGGGAUCCAGGGGAACGCUGCCCCUCCACGGUUCACGGCCCCGCCUCCACAUCCCCUCCACCCCGAACCCAUACCCGCUGCCCGCCCAGACGCACUACACCAGCUCCUCCUUCGACAGGCCGCCACGCCGCGUCCGCUCCCAGGACCAGCUGCUCGGGGAGGGUAACACGCUGUCCCGUCUGUCCAAGAACCAGCAACACCAGUACUACAAAGCCAUGAUGAGCACCAGCAGGGGCUCCAACUCACAGACGCUACGCAGGUCCCAUGAGAGGCUCCUGGUCUCACCUGACCGUAUGGAGGACCGGCUGUUGAUGGGCCUGCUGAUCGCAGGAGGAGGUGACCGAGGGGGAGGAAGCGGGAUGGUGCCCACCAUGGGCCGACUCAGCCACCACCAGAAGGCCCAGUCACAGCAGAACAUCUGUGCCACGCCAUCCAUGGACCGCCACCACAUGAUCAAGAUGAACUCCCACCCGACGCCAGGCCACGACCGCGACCACGACCGCGACCGCGACCGCAGCUCCGCGGGCAUAGGAAUGCACGGCGGCUGGGACCUCGGCGGAGGCGGAGGAGGCCACCCCAACGCCCGACGGAUGGCUUUCGCCAGCAAGAGGCAGAACACCAUCGAACAGCUGCACUUCAUCCCCGGAGGAGGAGGAGUACAGGGACUGCGGACUGGGAGUAAGAACGAGGUGACAGUGUGAGAGGACGAGGGAGGUAAAGAGACAGGAAGAGCGAGAGUAGAGAGGUGAGGAGGCAUUUAGUGGGCAGAUGAAGUGGAGAGAUGAACAGGAAAAAAAGAAAUGAGGAAGAGGUUUGAUCUCACCUGGCUGCCUCACAGCCCCCCCUCCCCUUCAUAAAACAAAGUGGUGGAUGACAACAUUAAUCUCAUAGUGAGAGAAGCCAAUUGAUUUUCUCUUUGUCACUCUGUGUGUUGAAUAAAAGAAUAUUCAGCCAUUCUUUGAAAAAGGGAAGACAGAAAUGUCCACUCAAAAAGAGCAAAAAAUAUCAUUCGAGUGCAGUUUAAAAGGCUGCUGGGUAUUCGCUGUGACUUUUAUUAAAGGAUACCCGCUGAGUCAAAUUUGUUGAAUUGUCCUUGAGUUUUAUUGCACUGUCCUCUGAGUCCUCGAGAGCUCCGACAGAUUCAUCUGUCUUUGAAUCCACUGUGGAUGAUGGAGAGCGCCGAGGCAGAGACAGACGGGUUUGCUUGUCUUUGUAUUUAUGAAAAAGUAUGUAAAACCAAACGAGUUGCUUUUGUAUGAAAUUAACCUGAUAAUAAUAAUAAUUGUAUUGACAUUACUGAGCCCUGUAAGACUUUGUGUAUACUUCGUUUAAAACAUAUUUAUCCUUUAGCCAGUCGGUUUGUGACUUAAAGGCUGGAAAUGUGACCUUCUUUCUCUAGUUGUGAUUGGACUAUCAUCAAAGUUAAACGUUCUCUGCAAAAAUAAUCCAGCUAAGUGCAGUUAGCCGUCACUUGAUUGCCUUUAUGGCUUUAUUAACUCUAGAAAAAAAUAGAAUAUAAAUCAUUUGGGGGGGGGGGGGGGGGGGGGGGACCUAAAGUAUGUCGACACAAGCUGCUGUCAUAAAGGCCCAGUCACACCAGCAUUAUUAGUCCCAGUGAGUGUCUUUAGUCUCUCUGCUGUUUCCAAGUGAAACUGAAUAUUGAAGCGGUGUACAGUCACCAGAGGGAUUCAUCAAAUCCUUUGCAUUUGACUGGACCGCUAAAAGGUGGGAGGGCUUAGAGUUUAGCUCUAUACGGAGCCACAGUGGACUUUUGGCUCCAGACACCUCCCUCAGCAUUAGAUCAGAUGGAGGAUGAGGCAGAGAUAAAUGAAUUAGACCUCCGCCUUUUGGAAAUGAAAAUAAGGGUUUUGCCCACUGAUAUCCAAACGCACAUCUCUUCCUUUCUCUCUCUAUACUGCUCCAUACUACAACCCACUAACAGUGAAGUUUUAUAUGACCAUUGUAGCUAGCUAGUUCCCUAAAGUUAAGUUUAAGACCCUGAAUGCAGUAUGACUCGUCAGACAUUUGAAACUGUUACAAAAAGCGCAAAGACAGGGAAUUUGAUGUGAAAAUACAGAUUUUUCUAAAAACAUAUUUGACAUAUAACGAGAUAAAUGAUCAAUUAACACAGGGACACAGGAUUAAAACAUCAAAAAUGUAUAUUUUCAUUUAGCUGGGUCGUUCAACAGAAGCAUUUUGUGGCAAAAUAAUAAAAUGAUAAUACUCAAUUUUUUAUACCCGUUGUCCUGUUUGUGACUGAGCUAACAAGGUUGUUACUGCCAGUUAGUAAAAAGCUUACUGGUUCAGAAACUUUUGUUUACCUCUUCAAUAAAACAACUUCACUGACUUAAACGGCUCCGUUUAGACAAAAUAGAAAGAAGCUAAGGGAGAUAGUGUUUGACCAGCACUAGCAUGUGUCCUCCUUGGUAGUGUUGAGUAGUUUGCUAACUAGCCCCAUGAGUAUGUCACCACAGAUUUUGCAAAGGCGUGCAAAUUAAUUUUGCUGGAGUGACCGGGCCUUAAAGGGACAGUUCACCCCAUAUAUUAUUCAUCUUACCUGUAGUGCUGUUUAUGAAUUUAGAUUGUUUUGG
Epinephelus lanceolatus (giant grouper) is the source of this 7173-nucleotide messenger RNA. RefSeq names its product shisa family member 7 (gene shisa7b). Gene Ontology annotation, biological process: regulation of short-term neuronal synaptic plasticity; regulation of AMPA receptor activity. The record is from RefSeq and is a predicted model, not a curated record. Lineage: Eukaryota; Metazoa; Chordata; Actinopteri; Perciformes; Serranidae. Gene Ontology annotation, cellular component: postsynaptic membrane; dendritic spine membrane; AMPA glutamate receptor complex.